This is a messenger RNA of Cercopithifilaria johnstoni, 3648 nucleotides long. The record is from the annotation of a GenBank genome assembly. NCBI's taxonomy places the organism in Eukaryota, Metazoa, Nematoda, Chromadorea, Rhabditida, Onchocercidae.
AUGAUUCUUACAUGUCACAAAAUCCGUCCGAAAAGUUUCUUCAAAUUUCUCAAACUUAAGGUUUUUGGAAGUGUUCAAAGCUUUAGAAAAGAAAAUUUUAUUGCAGUAAAACUAGGGUCGGUGGCACAAUAUGCAACGAUUGAAAAUGAAAGUGAAGGAGAAUUCGCUGUGGGAAAUUCAUAUGAUGAUCCAGAGGAAAAUGAAUAUGUUGUUGCAAGUCGUUCAGAACCGGUAAUGUUUCCAGCGAGGCGACAGCGUGAGGAUUCGAUCCAACAGAGCAAUCGUCGAUUGAUUACGAUCAAACGUUGCAGCGACGAGCGCACCGACCCAUUGCCUGCAACUGUUACAAGAAGGAUUAUACCACCGAGACGUUAUUCUCCAGAUCCAACUGAUUACAGCACGUUAAGCGUGCCAUCUGUCGAGAAAAAGGCAUGCUUCACUCCACAUCACACUGACCAAGGUUCAAUGCUGAAGAACAUUACAAAAGAAAUAAUCAGUCAUGAAGCUAUCACCCAGCAUAUAAUUGAACAAGACAAUAAUAUCGCUGAAAUGACCGAUGGCCCCGUUUUCCGUGCAAAAUUUAUCAACACUAUUGCCGAUGUUCCACUUGCUGUAUUAAUGCGUAAUGGACCGUUGGGUAUGGGUGCUUGCGAUAGACCGCCCGUAGUACGGCUUACGGGACGCUCAGCAUCCUUCUCAUUUAUCGUGGAUUUAACAACUUUUGACAUUGCAGAUCUCAUUUAUGAUGGGCUAGAUGGUUGGAGCUCACGCGGAUUGGUUUCUAAAUUUUUCUUCAACAAGGACAAAGCAAAAUGUGCUCAGGGAAAGCAUGAAUAUACAAUUCUGCGGAAAGUUUUGAUUCACCCACAUACUAUACCUUCAAGUUCUGUCCGAAAAGUGAUUUGGCAUGUGAUAAAAGGCAAUGAAUUUUGCAGAUACGCAUUAAUUUCCUACAAUAUUACCAAUGAUGCGGUGCUAGAUAACCGAGCUUUCGUACUGCAUCGCGAUAAAAUUGUCGAAACAGAAAGUACAGGCGGUGAUUGCUCCAGAAUACAAAGAGCUGACGAUAUAUCUGUGCAUACUGCUAACCAAAACGUCACUACUUCGGAUGAACUGAUGUGUGAGGGUGAAGAGUAUGGCGAUGACAUUGAGUUUUACUUCGCGGGAGGAGCGGAAAGUCUCAAGCGACAAAUGGAGGAAAUUCCGGAAUUAGAUGCACAAGGACUCUGCAUGAUCACGGAUGCACCGGUAUUCAUGCAGAAAUUUGUUGGGACACUGGCAGAUGCACCAUUAGAAUUACUGAUACAAGAGGACGAGUUGGAUGCAUCUAUACCGGUAUGUACAUAUGUUCCUAAAAUCAAUCUUUAUGGGGCAGCAGCUUGUCUCACUUUCUUAAUUGAUACGAAAUGUUUUCCUGUAUCAGAUAUCAGCGCGGAUAACCUUGGUCAAUGGAACGCUAAAGAUGGACGUCGGAUGAGUGUUCGUAAGUUCUACUACCAAUCAAAAAGUAAACCAGAUGGAGUAGAGCAAGAAUAUUGUGUAGUUCGACGACGUUAUCUUCAUCCUCACUGUAUCCCAAAUAAUUCGAUACGGAAAGUGAUUUGGCUAAUCAAAAAAGGUGAUGAAUAUUGUCGGUACUCAUUGGUUUCAUACUAUAUCGAAGCAGACGCUCACGUUAUGCAAAUACCUCAUGGUAAUUCACGUACUAAUCAGAAAAGUUAUAUUCGAACAUGUCCAAGUGAAGUAAAGAAGCGUCCAUGCAACAUAAAGCAGGAAGAUGGAAUUCUUACAGAUACCCCGAACGCUUCGGGAACUAUUGUGUUGCAAGAACCGGAUUUUGGAGUGGGUAAUGAAGUGGAUGUGGAAGUGGAUGAUGUUUCGGAGAACUCAGAGGUGGACGUUGAUGGUAACAGUCCGCAAGAAGCCUGCAGUUCUGUUGUUCAGGAUGCUCUCAUAUCCGAUAGCGAAAUGGUCCGCAGAAUAAGUUUGGUUACAAGAAGUAUACCAUUUAAUUGUAUAUAUAUGAAUGCCAUAACCGAAUUACCACUUGCUUUGCUUCGACGAGCAGAAAUAACACCCGAUAUUGCACCAGUAAACAAUGCAGUGCCUCAGAUUCGAUUGAUUAGUCAAGCUGUACAGAUGUCAUUCAUUGUUGAUACUUCACAGAUUCCAUACGUGGAGUGGAAUUGGGAUGGAUUGGGUGCAUGGAACACAUCACGUGGUAACCGCGUAACUUUGAGUAAAUAUUGUUAUGACACAAAUGAUAGCAGAUGUGGCACUAAAGGAUAUGCCUACUGCGUUAUCAAGAAGAAAUAUGUGCAUCCGUAUUCGGUACCACCCAGUGCUGUGCGUAAAGUUGUUUGGCUCAUCAAAGAGGCUGAUGGCACCUAUAACAGAUAUAUGCUGGUGACAUAUAAAAUCGAACGUGAUGCCGUUGUUACAAUUAAGAGAAUCCAACAGCAGGUAGCAUCAGAACAGCGAAUUCAACGAGCAUCUGUUCUUGCUGAUGAAACAAUUUAUGAUCAGAACGAAGUAAAUCACGAAAUUGCUCGAGUAACGAAAAGUCCCGUAUUCCUGAAGCAGUUUAUCAAUAAUGUUAAUGAUUUACCUUUGGAUACAUUGCUCGAGCCAGAUCAAAGUGAUCUCCCGGUAUGCGAUGCAGUUCCACAUAUAGCAGUAUUACGUGAACCGACCUGUUAUCCACUGCAGAUGACAUUUCUGAUUGAUACGGAAAAAGUAGCAAUAAGUGAUCUCAGCGUUGACAAUUUAGGGCAAUGGAAUACAACACAUGGCAGACGUAUGACCCUUCGGAAGUUUUAUUUUUCUCGUGACAGACAGCGUUGUCUUGAAGGGGGUCAUUAUUUUACAGUUAUACGGAAAACUUAUGUUCAUCCAAACAGUAUACCUGAUGGAAUGGUUCGAAAAAUAAUAUGGCAAGCCUGUACAGCUGAAGGAUAUGCCAGGUACGCGUUAAUUUCCUAUGAUAUUGGUAUUAACACUGUAGUUGAGGCCAUACCACACGGUAAUUCGAAACGCAAUACCACUGUCUAUCAACGCAAAGAGCCAAGCUUGAUUGCUGAAAUAAAACGCGAAAAGAUGAAACGAUUAAACGAAAGAAGUUCUCUAGAACCGGAAGAUGCCUUUGUAACCGUGAAGCAUGCUCGGUUGGGUUCUUAUGUUGGUGCUCCAUCAAGUGUCACCCUAUAUGAGGAUAGUAAUUAUGAAGAAGUUGAGGAUGCUUAUCCGCUAACACAUGAAGAAUUGAUGAGUCGUAUGGCACUUCCGAGUUUACGGCGCUUCACACGACCCUAUCAUAAUGACGAACCGUUCAGUGUGGUUUUCCUACUGGACCAACACGCAGGCGUUAUACAGUGUGCAUCGUGUGGUGUUGAUUUUUCACGGCAUCCGCAACCUCCGGAAGAUUUGGUUUUGGAACAUGUAGAACGCUUCUGGAAUCAACGGACCUGUACUUAUUCCACUCAGCAAAUGCAGAAGAAAUAUAUCCAUGCAAGGUUGGAAUGUGUUUUAGCGCGAUAUGAAUAUUUUACAACAUUGGAUUUCCUUGUCAUAUCUCAUGAUGUCCGAAUGCGUCUAACUAAUGUCCACCAACAGCAUCUAAGUAUUGAAUUUGGUUGUUCCUUCGAAUAA